Messenger RNA from Pseudo-nitzschia multistriata, 2339 nucleotides. Lineage: Eukaryota; Bacillariophyta; Bacillariophyceae; Bacillariales; Bacillariaceae. The record is from the annotation of a GenBank genome assembly.
GAAUCAUUAAAAACAAGGUCCCAACGGACUAAAUUUUUGUCUCUUAAGGAAUCCGGAAUCUCAACAGAAAUGACUUGUAAGACUGGAUGAACACGCGCGGGCGCCCUUUUUGAGUACAACAAGUACCAAGUAAAACAUGAAAUUUUCAAUAGUAUCGAAAUUUUCGGUUUUCGAUAGUAGUGUACUGUAAUUUACUACAUGAAAUAAAUCUAUUCAUAAACUCUGCAUCCUAAACAAAAGACAACAGUUGGCUCCCAGCAAACAAAAGAGACGCAAUGGGUGUCAUUGAGACCCUUUGUAUAUACUGGGCAAUCAAGCAUAGAGGACGCUUGGUAGAGGAAUGGGAAGACAAACAAAANCAUCCAAGUAUUUCCAUAUACCAGCGCAUAUAAUAUACAAAAAACGAUGAUGUGAUCAUUUAUUCUAGAGGAAUCGGAGCACAUGAUGGAAUUCAGCAUAACUUCGAGAGAGAAGAGCGAUUCGUAGCUGAGCAAGAAACUAUCAAGUUUUGGGAACAAAUCAAAAUCUGUUGAUCCUCUAGCCUAUAUGUGCGAAUACAGACAAAUUUUGCGGCCGAAUUGAACAAAGAGAGACAAUAAUAUCAAACUCGAAGUUGGAAUACAAAAUAGAUCCUUUUCACCAAUACAUACACCUUGAGUCUUUGAAGAAGAGCGACUAUUCUAAAUGCAGCGUUGAUGAGAAUUACUAUUUUUCGCAUGAAACAACCCAUGAAAUCAAACUAGGAAAGCGCGAUCGUGGGCUCUCCAAGGCGCAACCGGAAGGGAUAUUAUCAUCAAGAACAGAGGCGACGAUUUCAAUAGCGCCCGAUGAACAUCAAAGUUUGAGGCCGAAUAAAUCAUGCCACUUGUCUAUGUGAAAAUGUCAUCUCCCGCUAGCUUGGAAGUGAAACAGAUCCUUAUCGACAUUCACGAAUUUAGACAGCGGGAACCCUCUUUGUGCGAAGAUUCCCGCGGAUUGAAUCAAUGGUGCUGAUGUUCCUUUACGCUUGCGUGGAAUAGAAGAAAUGAUAUCGAUGGCAGAUGUGGUCUUUCUUUAGACCUAUUUCGCAGCGAGAUCACUAAACUACCGACAUUGAAUUGAAUCAGUUGACUUCUUGGAAAUCUUACCUAUCUCGUACGUAUAAUUUCAACUAUCAUCUUGCCUUUCCAAUUUACAGAUUGGUUCUUGAAAUGCCAGAAUCAAUUGAGGCAGGUUGCCCGAUAGUGACUUCCUUUUGACAUCUCCAUUCAAUACGACAACAGUUUGCAUCUCCAUCUUGAGAGGAGUUGCUUUUUAAAAGUUUCUACCAACCUUGCGGUACAUUUCGAUUUCGAUUUCGAUUUUUAUUCCACUCAAAAAGUGAGCGAAAAAAGGGUCGGAAACACUCCGAAUUACUGUAGCAAUCUAGUCCACGUGUAUGUGAUUUUCUUAUCCUACUCGUACGAACCAAGAAAUAGAAAGAAGCCGUACGGUACGGUACUUACUUUACGGUAAGUUAUAAAAAAAUGUGUUCCCCUUCUUUUUUUGGUCUUUUUGCCAGAAUGCCCCCCAUGUUGAAAAAUGAAAAAUUGAUUGAAUGCAUCACAUCCGUUCUAGAGAAAAAAAUAAAACAUUCUGCAACAGAGGACAGCAAUGGCAUCGUCUGCUUGCUUUCGACCAACGAUGGCUUGCUUUCGAAAGGCUCGCGUUACGAUUCCAAAAUUGUCACCCACCCACACGCGGGCGAAAAUCAUUCGAUUCUGCCCCACCGGUCUCCCACCCCCGGAUCCUUCACCGACAGCAAAGGCUCCAUCGGUGUACCUGGAGUGCACGGAUGCCCUCUUUGUUCUGGAAUGCAGCCCCGACUUGGUCACGGAAGGAUUUCGAGAAGAAACCGAGGACGGGAGAGACGCCAAUCCUCUCAUGAUUGUAGAGUCCCACGACGAGGGAGACUUCCGGUUUCUUCACGGUGAAAGCAGCGGGGACAGCGAGGGGACUCCACCAAUCACAAUUCGUCUCGACGAAUGGUACGAUGUGGGUCAGACGAUCGGUCUGAUCGAUGACGGUGACGACGACGACGACGACGAUGACGAUACCGAAGAAUGGUUGUGGCAGGCAUAUUCCCAUAGAGAAGGCGAGGACCAAAAUCGAACACCGAACCUCCCCCCGCACAUUGCCACGGGGAAAAUCAGCAGCUGAUUGUCAAAGAAUCGUUUUGCGGGAACGCCGGGACGGACCAGCAAUCGAGAAAGGAGAUGAUGCCAUGGUUGCCGGCGGAUGAGAAACAAUUCGAUCUACUGACAUUCGAGUGCGCAGAGAUGCUAUGAAUCGUGCUCGGAGGCGUUGACAAUGACAUGGAC